AUGAAGACACUGGGUUUGAUCGGUGGUAUGAGCUGGGAAUCCACAACCACCUAUUACCAAGAAAUAAAUCGUCGGGUCCGCGACGUCCUGGGCGAUCUGCACUCCGCCGAAUGCAUAGUAUUCUCAUUCGGCUUUGCCAAAAUCGAAGCACUUCAACAUGUUGGCAAAUGGGAUGAAGCUGGUCUACUGCCCGACGACUCAGGGAAGAGACUCGCGCUUGCUGGUGCAGAAGGUAUUGUGCUUUGCACCAACACCAUGCAUUUCGUAUCUCAUGGAAUGGAGACGGCAGCUGGGUUACCUCUAAUCCACAUUGUUGAUCCAACGGCUGAAGCGAUCCUCAAGGCUGGCUACAAGUUGGUCGGGCUAUUAGGGACACGAUUCACCAUGGAGAAGGACUUUUACAAAUCUCGUCUAGCGGAGAAAUUCAAUCUUGAAGUCGUUGUUCCAGUUGAUAAGGACAAUUAUACUGUGCACAAGAUCAUUUACAAAGAGCUUUAUGAGACGCAGAAUGAGUUACCAAUUUUCGAUACGGCGCGGAUCCAUGCCAUAGCUGCUGCCGACUGGGCUAUGGAGGACACCAAAGAGCAAUAG
Fusarium venenatum is the source of this 591-nucleotide messenger RNA. The record is from RefSeq and is a predicted model, not a curated record. Lineage: Eukaryota; Fungi; Ascomycota; Sordariomycetes; Hypocreales; Nectriaceae.